CGGCUCUUUUCGGGACCGCCCGGGUGGCCCCGCCCCCAACUGACCCCGAACGCGGAAGUGCGGAGCCUGCGGCAGGGGAGCCGCGAGCGGAGCAUGGAAGAGCCAUGUGGGGCAGAUGGGCUGGGUGGGGGGGCCACAGCCCCCCAGGAGCCCGGCGUGUUGGUGGAGGUCGUGGGCGCGGAGCAGCUGGACCCCAGGGAGACAGUUCGGGCGCUGCAGGAGGAGCUGUCGGCCGCACUGGCUGAGGUGGAGACGCUGCGAGCCGUGGCCACCGUGAGCGAGGGCACCAAGCAGGAGGCUGUGGCCGCCGUGCGGCGUCAGUGCCAGGAGGAGGUGGCCUCGUUGCAGGCCAUCCUCAAAGACACCAUCAGCAGCUAUGAGGCCCGCCUGGAGGCCCUGCAGCAGGAGCAGCACGGUGGGGGCUCGUGGGGGAGCUGGGAGCUGAGCCGCCUGCAGCAGCAGCAGACGCAGGGAAACCCCCUGGACUCGCUGGAGCGGCAGAUGGAGAAGGCACAGGAGGACUCCGAGCGGCUGCGCAGCAUCGUGCUGCCCAUGGAGGAGGAGAUCGCCCAGCUCAAGAGCAAACUCUCCCGGGCCGAGGGACUGAUCCAGGGGCUGCGGGGGCCUGAGGGCUUGCUCUGCGUCUCGUCGGAGUCCCUGCUGUCUGACAGGGAGGCUCCCAGCCGGAUGCCCCCUGCCCACCCUGGGGGAGAGGGGGAUGAAGGCUCUGGACCAGAGGGCGAGGAGGAGCCGGGAGGGGGCCUGGCCUUCACCCGCGGCUGUGACAACGUCUCCAUCAUCUCCAUCGCCAGCUCCAGCGCUGGUUCCCCCCAGCCCCGCCGCCGCCCCAGCCCGGAGCACGAGGACACAGCCUCCCUGCUGUCCACUGGCACCCUUGUGCCCGAGAGCAUCUACCUGCUGCCCCCCGGCUUCCAGCUGGUGCCUGAUGGGGAGUGGGCACAACUGCAGCAGGAGGCCAGGCGGCACCAGGAGUCCCUGCAGCAGCUGAGAGAGCAGCUGGAGGCGGCGAUGCAGGAGAAGCUGGGACUGCAGGAGGCGCUGAGACAGAGCAGUGAGGACUGUGCCAAGCAGGUGCUGGUGCUGCUGGAUCAGAUCCAGAAGUCGGAGCAGCUGCUGCAGAACCUGCAGGCGACCGUGUCGCAGACCCAGCACCGGACCCAGGAGCAGAUAGCCGACCUGGCGUCAUCUCACAAGCGACUCAGCUACGAGGUGCAGCGGCUGAGCGAGGAGAAUGAGGGGCUGCGGGGCUCCCGGCCCCCCCUGGUCCCCGCUGAGGAGCUGCCACUGACCAGCUCUGUGCAGGAGCUGCAGGCCCUGGUGCGUCAGCUGCAGGAGGAGGCCGGGACUCUGCGCCGAGCCAGCGAGCACCAUAGCGAGCGGCUGCGCAUUGAGAUCGUCACGCUGCGUGAGCGGCUGGAUGAGGAGGAGGCCACCCGGGCCCGGCUGCAGGGGGUUCUGGAGGCCCAGCUGGGGGCCCAGCGUGAGGAGAGCCAGCUCAUGGAGGCCUCCCUUUGCAGCGUCCGGUCGGAGAUGGAGCGGCUACAGCAGCAGCUGGGGCAGGCAGAGCAUUGGGAGCAGAGGGGACCGUGGGGUCACACUGGUUUCCCAUUCCUGCCCCCAAAGGCAGAGCAGCGGGCACAGGGGCUGGAGCAGGACGUGCAGCGGCUCCGGGGGGACCUAACUCAGCGCGACCAGCAGGGCCAGGCCUGGGAACAGGAGAAGGCCAGGCUGGAGGCAGUGCUGUCUGAGCAGCGGGGGAAGCUGCAGCGGUUGCAGGCGGAGCUGGACACCAGUGAGCAGGUGCAGAGAGACUUUGUCCGCCUCUCGCAGACUCUGCAGGUGCAGCUGGAGAGGAUCCGCCAGGCCCCCUCGCUGGAGCAGGUGCGCAGCAUUGUGGAUGGGACGCGGCUGAAGGAUGUAGCAGAGCUCAAGGAGCCCUGAGAGGCUGGGACAGCAAGGGGCCCUCCCCCUAGGGGGGCAUGGAUGCCGCCUACCCUCCCCCUGUACGGGCACAGACUCCAACCCCUUUCCCUCCCCACCAGGGGGGCCUUGGACACUGGCCAGGCUCUGAGUGGCUAUCCUCUACUAACCCCCUUCCCCAGGCACCUGUGGGGGAUUGGGGCCAUCAGCCUGGGGAGACAGGUCCCAACUCCUCUUUGCCAACCUGCCCCAGCUCGGGGAUGAUGCCCCCCACCUGCACACUAACCAAAGAUGCAGCUGCUGUCCACCCCUCCACACACACACACAAGAGCGAGGCCUAUGGGGGAAGGAGUCAGGCAUGGCCCCAGCUCUGGCUCCCACCACAAGAAACAGCCUGUUAGUGACAGUUACUAACACUGAGGAGGGAUUUGGACUUGAGCUGGGGGAGGCCAGCUCCGACUCAGUGUCCAUCCUCCAUUCCCCCUCCCCCAGGUUCCUUCCCCCCCACAAUGGAUGGGAAGGGGCUGGGCCAAGCAGGCCCAUCGGCUCCCCUGACACUAACACUCCUCCAGCCUGCCUUUGUGUGGAGAGUCCACAGGGGGCAGGGUUAAUAAAGGUGACUUUGUGACCAUA
Messenger RNA from Gopherus evgoodei (Goodes thornscrub tortoise), 2574 nucleotides. RefSeq names its product rabaptin, RAB GTPase binding effector protein 2 (gene RABEP2). The coding region runs from base 94 to 1962 and encodes 622 amino acids. The record is from RefSeq and is a predicted model, not a curated record. Gene Ontology annotation, cellular component: intracellular membrane-bounded organelle. Gene Ontology annotation, biological process: endocytosis. The transcript is spliced from 14 exons. Gene Ontology annotation, molecular function: growth factor activity; GTPase activator activity. NCBI's taxonomy places the organism in Eukaryota, Metazoa, Chordata, Testudines, Testudinidae.